AAUAGCGACCAAUCAUCAAGCCAUUUACCAGGCUUCAGAGGAAGCUGUUUAUGUGAUCCUCGGCACUAAUUAGGCUCAUGAACUAACAAAUCGUUUGCACCACUUUGGGCAAAGGGACCCGAUCGCAAGCUCGCUCGCUCUCUCGCUCGCGCUCUCGCCUCGUUCUCGCUGGAUUGCCGCUGGACCUCGCCGGGGCCGCCUUGGGCGCUGCACAAAAAAGGACAAGACGGAGGUGCGGGAGGGAAGGGAGGAGGAGGCGGAGGAGGAGAAGGGGGCAAAAAGAAGAAAGGCAGAACUUCGCCCAGCAACUUUUUCUCUUCCCCACUUCGCUUUCCCGUCGGGCGGAUGAAGUGAGCGCAGAGCUUUGCAGGGCGCUCGCCUCUCCAUGUGGCCGCACGGCUCUCUUGCUGCUGCCGCUGCCACCGCGGGCGGCUGCCCGGCUGCCAGACUCUGGAUCUAGGCGGGCCCGGAGCCCCGAUCGUCUCUGCCGGACCUCGACGCCUCCGAGGAGGAGCCGCGGGCGCAGCGGAGGGCGCGCCCGCCGCCCGGAGGCCCCGGUGCCGGGCGCUUGGCCGCCAGGAUGUUUCAACCGGCGCCGAAGCGCUGCUUCACCAUCGAGUCUCUGGUGGCCAAAGACAGCCCUGCGUUGCCCGCCUCCCGCGCCGAGGAUCCCAUCCGGCCGGCGGCGCUGAGCUAUGCCAACGCAAGCCCCAUGAACCCUUUCCUCAACGGCUUCCACUCGGGCGGCCGCGGCGUCUACUCCAACCCGGACUUGGUCUUCGCAGAGGCCGUCUCGCACCCGCCCAAUCCGGCCGCCGUCCCGGUGCACCCGGUGCCUCCGCCUCACGCCCUGGCCGCGCAUCCGCUGCCGGCCUCGCACUCCCCGCACCCGCUCUUUGCGUCGCAGCAAAGGGACCCCUCUACUUUCUACCCCUGGCUAAUACACCGAUAUAGAUAUCUGGGCCAUCGGUUCCAAGGUAAGGGCCGGACGGAGGGGGUUGCCUCCCUCUCCACCCCACCCCCCUCAGCUGCUGGAUUUCCUAUUGCACAUAUUGGAGGGAGGGGAAGGGGCCGGGAAGACCCGGAAAAGUGCAGAAAUCUCUCCGACCAAGGCAGAGAAAACGGGAAAGGAAACGUCUCUUUUUCCAAAGGCCGUUUGUCUAGGCGACGCAACGAAAAGAGAGUUGAGGAUGGGCGUGGAGGGGUGUCUGUGUGGGGCUGGGGGAGGGGGCAGAAAUUCUGAACCUCUCUUAGUUCCGUUGCAAAGGCGACUAUUUGCAGAGGAAGCGAAUUCGAGUUUGUGCUCCUUUUUAGAAUGUUGUUAACUUGAGCGAUUGUCGCUGCAGAAUAGGAAGGGUUGGGAUCAAGGGGAAGACAGUGUAACCCUCCCUCAGUUUGGUCUAAUGGAUUCCCUCCGCAGUCUCCCUGAUCCCCUUCAGGAGGAUCGUUAUGGAACGAGGGGCUUCAGGAAUCAGUCGGUCUCAGCAGCCCUUUCCUUGAAACUUUUUUUAAAAACCAGAUCUUCCCUAAAGAGUGAGUUCAAGAGGACAACCCCCCUCCAGUGAAUUAGCAACCGAAGGUCUUGCGAGAAAAAUAAGAGCUGAAAGGCAGGUAGAGAGACAGUGGGGGCAAAGGGGGUUGAUAAUACUAAAGGCAGGAGUGGGCGGGGCAGAAACGAUUCUUUCUAUGACUUUAAAAUGAUUUAAAGAAAAACCUCGCAGGUAAAUUUAUCCUUUUAACCUCCCAACCAAAGUCAAUUUCAGCAGAGAAAUGUGGAGUCAAGUCAAAGAGCUUUCUUUGAGAGGUUCCCAAGAUAGCCCAAAACAAGGCUAAAUUGCAGAGUUAAUGAUGGUUUAAUUUUUUUAAAAGAAAAACGGGCUCCCCUUUUAUUUCUUGGGAACAAAACCGAUAGCCGUUCCAAGGCACUUCCGCAGCUGCCAUCUCAUUCACGCUCCAGUGAAACUUUACUGGGGAAGAACGCUCAGUUUGAAGUCAAUGACUCCUAAAUUCUCAGUGAUUUUUGUUUUAAAAGGGAUCGCGCUGGAAUAUUUCCCCAAUAUUUUUUUUUGCAUCUCCCAUAAGACCACCCCGACCAUCUUCCAGAAAAAAAGAAUAACGAAAACAAGGAAAGAGUUGGAAAAGGAUUUCGUACAGAAACAACUUUCUUCCUUUCACUUUUCCAUGGUUUACACGCGCAAACUAACAAGAGAGAGAGCACAAACGGGCAGGGCUAGAAUAUUGCUUUCGUGUGCCCCCCCCCCCCAAUUCAGCAGAGAGAAAGAAAGAGAGAGAGCACAAGCCGUUUGUCUUCGGGAAGCCAAACGUUAUAAAAACGAGUUUGAAGGGUGAUAAGGAAGUGUGGCCCUCACUCAGUCAAAGGAGACCCUCCUACCUGCCUUUAACUGUGGGGUAUUUGUCCUGCUAAGACCUGGAGCUUCUGGAGACCCAGAAACCGCGUUUGUUUGUAUCCCACUAGUCUUAUUAACUUCCUUGCUAAGUUCCCCCCCAAAUCAAUUAAUUUUACAAAGUGCAAUAAGGAGUAACCAAAGGGGUUGGGAAUCCAUGCAAACACCUCUUUUGAAAUGGAAUGGUUUCCAAGAUAGGGGACGGAGAGGGGGGAGGGAAGGGAAGGGAGGGAGAGAGUCGAUUAGGGCUAUUAGUAUUAUCGUUAUAACCUCUCGGUGGGAAAUGAGGGGUUUCGUUCACCCAGUCAUUUCCCCCGCUGUCGUGAGCAGCUUUCUGAAGGAGGCUCCAUCGCAAAGGAGGGAUUUGCCUGCCUUGUUAUUGUGGCCCCGCGUCGGAUGAAACGACCGAGGCGCAAAAAUAGGUAGAGCGAUUGUGGGGAUGGCGGGUGUAUCUGCAAAAAGCCUGGCGAGGAAACUAUUCUAGCAAUUGACAGAUGACAAACGCGGCGGCUCUGUGGGCACUGGAAAGGGAGCCCCCGCCCUCCUCUUCUCCCAUUUUCAGCCCCCAUCCCCAUUUAAAAGGAUGAGUCUGGUUCUUUUUGCUUUGUCAGAUGUUCGCCAAAGUAGCUCUUCCUGCUGGAAGUUUUCAAGGCGGUCGAGAGUGGCGACUUUAUACCUGGUGCAGGUCUUCGAAAAGAUGGUUCUUGUGCGGAUUUUUAUUUUAUUUUUAAGUAACUACCUGCAUGCAAAAGGCGGUGUCAGAAUAGGAUGGUAGGAAACUCCUUGAAGGAAGAGAGGGGGGUGCCAUUUUUCGAAAUUGGGGUUUCCUAGAAGAUGGUUGCGAAUUCUGCUCGUUAGCUCGCUGAAUGUUGGCGAGAUUAAUUUCCUUGUGAAAUAAUUAGUUUCUUGUAUUGAGGGGGCUCUUUCCCCCUUAAUCGGAAGUCAGCUGUCCCCCUCCCCCUUGCACACCUAACCUCUCCCCCCACGCGUUCCUUCAAAUACCCAGAGUUUUUGUUUUUUUUAAAGAUAUAUGAAGCAGACCAACUGGCGUUUCCUCUCCGUCGCUUUCUUCCCUGGGAGACAUUCUCUGAGUGAAUGUUAGUUUCGUUCUGAUCUUGCAGGGUCUGCACCUUUUGUCUCUCUCCCUCUCUCCUUCCCUCCCCCCCCCCCCAAAAAAAGUCAGUCUGCUGGGUGAGAAUUUAAGCACAUGUUAAGUAGGGAAAUCACUUCCAAGCAAAGGUGCCAAAGACAGAAAGGUUUAAAAUAAUGGGAAGACUUUCCGCUUCAAGUUCCCCCCUCCCCUCCCCUCCCCCCUCCACCUUCGAUUAGAGAUGCAAAAUGCUAAUAAGUAGGCUUGCUUGGCUCAUGAAUGUCUUUUUUUUUUUGUCUCGCGAUCCAGGCAAUGAAACCAGCCCGGAGAGUUUCCUCUUGCACAAUGCACUAGCCAGGAAGCCCAAACGGAUCCGCACCGCCUUUUCCCCUUCCCAGUUACUGAGACUGGAGCACGCUUUUGAGAAAAAUCACUACGUCGUAGGGGCAGAGAGGAAGCAACUGGCGCACAGCCUCAGUCUCACGGAAACUCAGGUGAGGUGCAGGAGGAGCGUCUCUACCCGGCAGGCCGCUCCGGCGCGCGCUCAAAGACAAGGCCUGGGCCUCUGAACAAACCCCCACCGCCCUGGGUUGAGUUUGCAAGGGCUGCGGGGGGCGGGAGAAGCCAGGUUCACGUGUAAGAAGAUAGAGGUGUAGGCUAACGUGGGAAUUCUAAACUCUGUCCUUGUGUGUUGGCUGCCGCGAAUCUUUCUUUCCUCCCCAUCACAAAAGCAUUCUGGAUCUUUUUCCAAAGAUUUGUUUUGUUUUGUUUCAGAAAGCUCGUGGAGUAUUAUUGGUAUUGUUACUGUAUUAGAAAAAUGUAUGUUAUGUCAAUUAUUAUUACUGUAGAUCUAGAGGCUACCUGUUUAAGCCAAAGUAACAGGAUAUUUCGCCCCAGCGGCAUGAACAAGAUUUUUAUCAUCUUCUAUCAAGGUAGUUCGGUUUAAAUAGCUUCCGGAUCAUACCGUUGGGAUUAUCCAGGGUCAAAUUUGAAGGUGGAGAAAUAAAUUGCAUUUCUAAAUUGAACUCCAUUUAAUUAAAGAAAAUCAGGAGUUUUGAAAUAUUUAAUGUGUGUUUAUCGCUGAGAACUAUCCAAUCGAUUUUUGGUUUGGUUUGGUUUUAUAGUUUGUGAAACUGCGCAGUGCAAAGGGAACGUUUGCUUUGUUAUUCGAGGAGCAGACUUGGUUUGGGAAAUGGGUUCUGUUCGUUGUGUCUUUUUUCCUGAAUGUAGGAUUUAAACGAUUUCAAACUAUAGACAGAGAGACCUCAAGCGGAAAGUUGGGAGUUCUCCCCCCCCCCUUGUUUACUUCUGAAAUUGAAAGUAGGUUCCUCCAUACAGUUAACUCCGCUAUGGUCGGUCCCUCCAUAUAGUUUAAUCCAUUCCCCCAUUUACACCAAAGUAACAAUAAUUAAACCCUUUCUCAGUCCCAACCUGAAUACAUUUCGCUUCCAUUUCGACAGAAGUAGACUCUGAGCGAAAGUGUUUCGAAUACUUUCUAGUGACGUUCUAUUGACCCAGCCCGACGUUAAAUACUACGCAUUUCAAAUGUGUGAUAAAUAUAUAUCUACACACACUCACGUGUUCAAUUUGAUGAAGCGGGCUUGAAUCCAGGAGAGCUUAUGCCCCAACAACCGUGUUAGCCGCAAGGUUCUUUGCAUGUUAACUGGACUCCCAAAAAACCCCCUGCAUUUUGCAUCAGAACAACAAAACCGCUUUAAAAAUCCCGUCUUUAACUGUGCUGCGAACCGGACGGUUUAUUUCCCGGGGGCUGGCAAUAUUGGUCGUUGUCUCCCCCCCCCCUUUUCUUUUUUGAAGCCCUUCCCUGCCAACGGCGUAUGUCCCGCUGACCCUCCAGCAAAUUGUGCCAGUGAAAUAGAAUGAUAAGGUUUGGGGAGGGGGGGGGAGACCACAUCAAAAAGCUGGUGCGGAGGGCGAUCCGGCGAUGGGAAGAAUGGCGUUGUUUGACAGUCGCCCAGAUGAAACUUGCGCUCGUUUCUUGGAGAGUGUGCCAGGCAGAAAGAUCAAUUGUGUGAACCUUGCAGUGUGUGUGCGGGAGAUCAGAUCAAAUUAAUCUGUUCGACUGCCCAGCUGCCUUGCUGUAUAUAUGUGCGUACGUUUCAAACCAGAUGGUUGGUUUGGCUGCUCGGGUUUUUUGUUUAGGAUGCAUGCCGUCGUUCUUCUUUUCUGUUUGUUUGUUUGCUUGAGGGGCUCCGUCUCUGGCCCCCCCCUUUCAAAUAUCUCGAUUUUCAGAGGCUUUUGUUACUGCUCUCCUCCCUUAACAGAAGUUCGAUGGCCUUUUCCAAACGCUUUUCUCUCUUUCCAAGACGCCGGGGCUAUUUCGAAAGGAAUGUUCUCUCCGGGGCUCUGCAUUUCAAGGAAGCGAAGAGGGGGGAGCAAGGCAGAGAAGAAGGAAAAAUAGGCGCAGCUUAGUUCAAAGUUCCCAGUAAACAGUAACGUUCUUUGGUCGGAUUAAGUUGUAACACUUUCGGCCCCCCCCCCCCUUCUCUCUCUCUCUCCCCCCCCCCGUCCCCUUUUCCUGCCUUUCUUUGGGGGCGCCUUAAAGAGGGCCGGGCCUUUUGUUUUAAAGAUGUCUCCCCUAACAAAACCCCCAGUAAAUGGGUCGCCCCUUUGAUGAGGUUCGCCGAACAAGGGCCUGGUCACAGCCUGAUUUCCACUGGCAAAGGCCGUAUUUAAGGUGGUCUUUGUCCCGCUUGAUUCCGAAGCUGGUCGGGGUCUAUUGUGGCGGUGUCAGGCCUCCAGCCCCCGACAAAACGAGCGCCCCUUUGGAGACCAGGCGUGGAGAAAUGAACCGUCGUCCCCUUCAAUUAGCAAACUGAAAAGCGAAUUAAACUCGCCCUUGUAUAUCCCCCCGCUCAGCUAUUUUAAAUGGGAGGCUUUUUUUUUUUAAGAAUAUGAAAAUGCGGCCGAGAUGUGGGGAGAGGGAAGGGUGGGGGGCGUCUGGCAGCGAAGGGCUUCUGAAGGGGCAGCGAAGCGGGUUAAAGGAGCUUAUUAAAAUGGUCCCGUUUUCGGAUUUACGUCCUCCCCUCCCUUUACGGGCAGCGUCUUUAUCAGGCAUUUUCAGGCCGAAUCAGAGCAGAAAGUGCUUUAAAAAAAAAAAAAAAAAAAGCCGAACCGUGUUUACCUUUGGCAGCAACGAGGAUCGUGUGUGUGUGUGUGUGUGUGUGUGUGUGUCCCUCUCUCUUUGGAGAUAAUUUCGGGAUCAAUAAGAUCUGCAAUUAAAUGACUGACAGGGUCAGCUGGUUAUGUUUAAUUCAGAUUUAGGCGAGCCAAAGCAAAUUCGUAGGGGGCUUCCCUUCUCCCUUCUUCCCACCCCCUUCCCCGAGAUGCUUGAAGGACUUCCCCAUAUGGCUUGCAACCCGGGCCGCUGUCACCGAAGCAUCACCGGGAAAUAUGUUCUUCUUGCCCCUUUGAUGAUGAGGCAGGCAGGCUCGGGGUACAAAAGACACGUCGAUUUAGAGCAGGCAAAAUUCGAACCUCCUACUUAAUUAACGCAGCUCUUCAGCUUCCCCCUUUUAUUAUAUUUAAUUAAGGUUGAAUAGUUCCCCCCUCCUCCACCUUUAAAACCUGAAACCGGGUUCAGCUCCCUAGGAAAAUCUAUCCAUACUGUAGGUUUUAAAGACCAGGCUGAAAGAAGAGUUUUACAGCUAUGAGUUUAUAAAUACGGACGUUAGAUUUAUAUAAAACCGGUUAUGAGAUAAGUGGUGGUGAAGAUUUAAAAAAUGCAACCAUCUCGGUUUGGUUAAUUGCUUGAUUUCGAAUGGCUGCCGAUGCGAUUAAUAUUUGAGGGCGGGGAAGGGGGAAAUGCCCUUAGAACUCUCAAUGCCCUUCUCAAUCCCACCGUUUGUAAUGCAAAGUGCAGUUGACACGAGUAUCGAGAGAGAGCUGCCUGGAGAGGAAAUAUGUGAGCUUGAGAGGAGAGACCGGGACACGGCAUUCACACACGCACCAUUCGUAGGUGCACGGAAUACACGUGUGAGAGCAAAGCGAGUCGGAGUACGUGCGGUGUUUCUAAAACACAUCUGUAGCAGAUAGUAUGGGCGAAUGGGUUCCCAUCUGCACAAGAAGUGUACAUUGCAAUGCAUAUAUGUAUAGGAACAUCGUGCAGACCUGACUGCCACAGAGUGGCAGAUCACACACAUACAGAUACGGGAGGGGGGGACGGGACGCCACAAAAUAUUGUCCUUUCUGCUAGUAGGUCACAUGCACAGCGUCUUUCUGAAGCCAGACAGACGGUGUAAAUUUGAGGGCUGUAUAUAGGGACCUGCGUGUAUAUGGGAAUGGGCAAGGACUGCCCAGUGAGGCGAUCUCAAUUUCUGCUCACAAUGGAAGUCAGUCUGGCUGAAUCCACGGGGCUCCUUUCCAAGCAAACUUAUUUAGGAUCGGAAUGUAAGGCUAUACAGUAAACAAGCGAACUUAUUUGGCAGUAAAAUCACUUUUUAAGGCUAGCGGACUUGUUUCCGAGUGCGGCCUUUGGGCCUACGGUUCACUGGGGUUAUAAGGAAGAUCAGACGUGCGCUGCCUAUAAGUUGCAGAUCCCCCCAGGCAUUAGGAUGGGCUCUAAUGACUACUCUGGAGUAAGUAAGUGGAGGAGCAUAGAUUCGGUGUUCUCCUGAGUUGAGCGAAAAUACAUCCACGGCGGAGACGCCGGCAGGAUCUUCUGGGGUUCCUGAUCGCGUGUAAACCUCUGCACACGAGGGCUGCUUGCACCUGGGGAGGGAAAAGGGAGAGGCUCCUUGUCUGGGCCGUGCCCCGCCUUCGCGUCUCCAUAGUUACACUUCCGGCUCUCAGCGCGACGGGGCCACCGCGUGCAAAAAGAGAGGAUCGCCGUAGCUGUAGCCUCUGCUUCGGAAUAAAGGCUUGCAGCCAGAUCUCCACUGUAGUCACUUGUUUACACUGAAAUUCAAAAUCCAAUUCUCCCAGUGCGAUCCACAGCGGAGCUGAAGCGAGAUGCAUCGGCACGAUGAUCCUAAACGAUUUGUUGUUGUUUUCUUCCUGGGACAUGAACCCUUAUUGAUUUCAUAUGGAAUGUAAUGCCACAAAUGAGUUCAGAAUCGGGGUGAAAAGCUGCAGUCCUAAGUUGAAAUCAGUGGGGGCGCAUUUCCAAGGGCUGCGCUCAAAGUGGGGGAUUAGUCUUAAAACCCCAAUUACUGCGGCUUAACUGAGUCCUAGGCGAGGCAGGAGGUGAGCUCCCGUGAAGUCAACGAGAUUGCCUUUGAUCCGGGCAUUGUCUGUCUAAGCAACAGGAAGUCCCAUUAAUUUAUAUGGCGUUUACUUCCCAGUAAGCAUGCAAAGCAGGCGAGAAACGCCACAUCUCCUCCAGUCCCGCUAUAGCCAGAGGAUUCUCCGAAUCUGAACAAAGCUGUGUUUAGUCCACGCGAUUGCUUAAAAGCAAACUGAGCACAGCCCGGCCCCUUCCAAGCAAACAGCCAUAGGAUCUCACUGCGUGGCCACAUAGCAUUUCCAAGGAGAAGGUAUCGAAGUCAGGGAGGGGAAAUUAGGAAGCUUGGAGUGCCUGACCUAAAUACUUUUUUUUAAAAAAAAUCGAUUUCAAACCCGACCUUGUGCCUAAUUACUCAGAAGCUAUUAGUUUGUUUUAGCGCUUUGCGUUUUAUAAUGAAGAUUUUUAACUGUUGUAAGCCGCCUUGAAUUGGGGAGAAAAAAGACGGGAUGCAAAUACAUUAAAUAAUUAUCACAAUAACCCCUACUUGAGUUCACGCGCACAGGGUCGUUGUUGCCGGGUUAGUGGGUGCUGCUAGGGCGAGAAUGUCCCACUGCUGCUAUGCUGUGUUCAUUUUACCCGAGACAGACAUGUCUACCUGGUGUAAACCAUCAGGAGACCUGUUUCCGAAGCGAGGCUUAUUCUCUUUCUGCAGUGGACCCGGUAAAGGGGCAGAAACCGCCCAGUGUGUGUGUGUGUGUGUGUGUGAGUGAGAGACCCUUAGGCCCCGCACAUCCGCCGCCAGGGAGCUGACAGCCCUGCCUGUGUUGUUUCCCUUUCUGCAGGUAAAAGUUUGGUUUCAGAACCGAAGGACAAAGUUCAAGCGGCAGAAGUUGGAAGAGGAAGGCUCGGACUCCCAACAAAAGAAAAAGGGGACUCAUCAUAUUAACCGGUGGAGGAUCGCCACCAAACAAGCCAGCCCGGAGGAGAUCGACGUCACGUCGGACGAUUAAAUCAUCUCCCACUUUAAAAAACACACACAAUAAUAGUAAUAAUAAAAAGACGACGACGACGAAGCGGCGGCGGCGGCAAAACUCCCGGCUGGCACUUAACAGACUUUCCCACGAACAACUCAAGUGUUAAAGGCUCGCGACAACCGCAGGAAAGUGAGUGGCGCGGCCAGGGCGAGGGACAGCAAACAGGCUGGAUCCCACCAGGCGAUUCUCGUUUUUCUGUUUUUCUGUUUUUGUUUGUUUUUGUUUCUGUUUUAGAGAAGGGGCAGUUUGAGAGGGGGCGAGAGCCGGCCGGCCAGUUUAAGCCAGCCCAGAAGUCAGUCCAUCAAGGGUGGGGGCCUUGGCUGGUCCUGCAUUGGUACAAUUUUGUUUUAAGCGCAAAAAAGAGAAGGGAGGGGAAUCUGUCAAUCAAAGCCAAACCACCAAGACGAGGUGAUUGACCAAUAUUCCGUUUCUCGCCAUUCGAACUCAGAUCGCUCCAAAUUUUUAAAGGGAUCGCAUACACACGCAACCGUACCGGGACACUUUGCAGUUGACGAGGGAUUUUGUUCUUAUUAAUGAUGAUUCUGAGUGUCUCCCAGGCUUUUAGGAGAGAGGAUCCCAUACCCAGCCAAAAUCGACACACCUGUUUCAGAGAAACUUGAACUGCAUGCUUUCUUUUUAAAAAUUUUAAAAACCUCGAGGGAGGGGGAAGAAGAAGGAGGGGGGUAGGGCCUUUUUUUUUUUAAUGGUCCCUAAAGUCAGACAUGAACUGCGCUUUCCCCCCCCCCUCCUCAGAGACAGGUUCUGUGUGCUUUUUAAAUUUAUUUUACGAGAAACUGUGCAGUCUGUAAACCUUUUUAUGAUAACUUCUGGCGUCAACGUGGUUGUGAAAACUCAAUGAAGUAGCGGUAACAAAUUCUAAUUUUUUAUUUUAUUUUUUUAAUUUUGUUUUUGCUUCCCCUCCCCCCAAUGGAUAUAACCUUUGAAGAAGAAAAAAGGGGAUGGGUUGUUGAGGGUGGAGGGGUGGGGAAGGGAACUUUUGCUGCAAAACAGACAAUAAUAAAAAGAGAGAUUUAAAGAAACUAGUCCCCACAUUCUAAAACUUCGAUUCCUCCUUUUAAUCCCCCUUCUCCUUGGAUGGGGGUUUGUACUCAAACUCCCGCAGGACUUCAGAAGGAGCAAGGGAUCUUGCAGAUCCCUCUGUAGAAAUCAUUUCGACCCAGGCCCGUUUUCAUUGGGGACAAAUUUCAAGCACUGAUGUUGAUGAUCCAAGAUUAUAGAGCUACUAAAAAUGACAAAUGUUUCCUUAAUGUCUUCUUUACCAGAAUGUAAAUAUUUUUGUGUUUUUUGUGUUUAAUUUGUUAGAAUUCUAACACACUAUAUACUUCCAAGAAGUAUCUCAAUGUCAAUAUUUUGUCAAUAAAGAUUUAUCAAUAUGGCC
Molecule: messenger RNA, 11110 nt
Organism: Podarcis lilfordi (Lilford's wall lizard)
Lineage: Eukaryota; Metazoa; Chordata; Lepidosauria; Squamata; Lacertidae
Source: the annotation of a GenBank genome assembly